This is a messenger RNA of Acanthopagrus latus (yellowfin seabream), 2832 nucleotides long. RefSeq names its product testis associated actin remodelling kinase 2 (gene tesk2). NCBI's taxonomy places the organism in Eukaryota, Metazoa, Chordata, Actinopteri, Spariformes, Sparidae. Gene Ontology annotation, cellular component: cytoplasm; nucleus. Gene Ontology annotation, molecular function: ATP binding; protein serine/threonine kinase activity. The record is from RefSeq and is a predicted model, not a curated record. The transcript has 13 exons. Gene Ontology annotation, biological process: actin cytoskeleton organization; protein phosphorylation. Bases 735 to 2600 code for a protein of 621 amino acids.
CUCAGAUGUGGGCGGGGCCAGUGGGAGUUCCUCGGGUGAGAGCAGAGGCAACAGAGCUGUCAAACGGCAACAAUCGUCUGAAAUAUUAUCCUGGGCGACAGAAAACAUCGCACUUUGCUCUUUCGUGGAAACAAGAACGACAUAAACAGACUUUGUGUCCACCUUGAGAAUACAACCUUUGGACUUUUAAACCGUCGCGACGAAAAAAACUUCCUGUUUUGUAUGUGUAGGUGAAUGUUAGCUCUUUGCUUGGCUCGAGUUUUGUUGACAAACUAGCCCGUCAGUCAGUCAGCUAGCGUUAGCUGCCUUACCAACUUUGCUAUCUCGCGGUUCGCUUAUCGUUUUCGAAAACUGCAGACUUUCCCCGGAGAGGCAUGGCGUCCAGCAUGAACGGUUCCUUCAAAUGUAUCUGUGAAGCAGGUCUCCAAAGGCUCACAGUACAUCUGUCAAACAUGUGAAAACCCUGUCAUCCUGGUGUAUUUCGCAGUUAUAAGCAGUGAAGAACUGGACUAGUAAGAAAUAUCUUGGAUGCAGCCAGGGUGUUUCACCAGGAGUGCCCUGAACACACUUUUAAACUGAAGUCUAGUGUGACGAAUUUUCUCUCGGGACGCAAACUGAGUAAAUUCUGUGCUGCUGUGGAACCCAUUAAAACAAUCUAGUCCUCUUGUCAUGUGGGUACAUUACAGAAAAAGGCUCAUAUCACCCUCACUGGUAUCACCUUCUGUCACAUCACCAUGGACCGGAAUAAACGCAACUCAAUCGCUGGGUUUCCUAUGCGACCAGAGCGUAUCAAUGAGGACAGAGAUGGAGUUGGAGGGGUUGGGGUCAGUGAGAUGGGCAUGAACCCACCUUCACAGGUGGGCAGGGUGUGGCCUUCAUCCUACAGAGCCCUCAUCAGUGCCUUCUCCUGUCUCACACGCCUUGAUGACUUCACCUGUGAGUGGAUCGGUUCUGGAUUCUUCUCUGAUGUCUUUAAGGUACGUCAUCGGGCUUCAGACCAAGUUAUGGCUCUGAAGAUGAACAAGCUCAGCAGCAACAGAGCUAACAUGUUGAGAGAGGUCCAGCUAAUGAACCGGCUUUCCCAUCCAAGCAUACUCAGGUUCAAGGGAGUGUGUGUCCAUGAAGGCCAGCUUCACGCUCUGACAGAGUACAUCAAUGGUGGAAACCUGGAGCAGCUUCUAGAUAGCAACAAACACCUGAGUUGGCCCACAAGGGUGAAACUGGCCUGUGAGAUCGCCAGCGGUUUGGCCUACUUGCACUCCAAAGGCAUUUUCCACCGGGACCUCACCUCCAAGAACUGUCUGAUCAAAUGUGAUGACAAUGGCUACGCAGCGGUGGUGGGAGACUUUGGCCUGGCAGAAAAGAUCCCCACAAAUGCUGCUGAACGGGAGAAGCUUUCAGUGGUCGGUUCCCCUUUCUGGAUGGCUCCGGAGGUGCUGAGAGAUGAACUCUACAAUGAAAAGGCGGACGUAUUCUCUUAUGGGAUAAUCCUGUGUGAGAUCAUUGCAAGAGUCCAGGCUGACCCCGACUUCCUCCCACGCACUGAGAACUUUGGCCUGGACUAUCACACGUUCCAGCACAUGGUGGGAGACUGUCCGCCUGAUUUCCUACAGCUGGCUUUCAACUGCUGCAAUAUGGACCCUAAACUCCGUCCAUCCUUCCCAGACAUUGUCAGGAACCUGGAGGAGAUUCUCGCACGCCUUAAAGUUGAAGAGAUGGAGCACGAGUGUGUCUCACUCAGUGGUGACAUCGACAAGAAGACCAUACCCAAAGGUGAGAAGAUCCAGGGCUUCAAGCGACUGAACCCUCUCGGUUUUCAGGAUGAUAAAAUUCCUCCGAAAUCACCCCGCCCGCGGCGAAACAUCUGGCUCAGUCGCAGCCAAUCGGACGUCUUCUCCUGCAAACCAGGAAGAAAAGUCAAUGUCCAGGACCCAUAUUACAACCCACCGACCGCCAAGCGAGCAUCUAAAGCCCGCAAGAUCAACCCGUUCACGGCCAGGGAGGACCUAUGUGGGGGCAAGAUCAAGUUUUUCGAUGUGCCCAGCAAGUCUGUUUUCUCACUGGUGUUUGACCUCCACUCACCUCCGGGGAGUGUCUUCAGUAACCAGCCGCCUGCUCAUGGACCUGGAGGACCUCAGCAAGAGACAUCUUACUACUGGCAGCAGCUGCCAGGGAGACAGUGUCACUCCUUACCAGUGUCACCCCAGCUGCCACGCUCCGAGAUCUUCCACCUCGCCGCUGUCGGCAGCUCUGUUACCUGUAACUCCAGCCAGCUCUCCACCACGCUGCCAGCUAACUCCAGGUCAGACGCAGGCUUGACGGGAAGUGACGUCCGACAGAAGGCACUGCUGAGCGGCUGGGCAAAGAAAUAUGUCGUGGUUGAGAUCCCACCUUACUGCAGGCAGAGAGGAGGGGACGGCGAUGGAGAGGUAGACGGGAAGAACGAGGGUGACGAGGAGGUGUAUGAGGAGGAAUUUGGGGAGAGCUGGUCUCCGAUGGUCCCCAGCAGUGAGAGAGACAGUGGAGAGGCGAUGGACUGCUCCAGCAGCCUGGAGGAAGAGGAGGAACCACAGAGAGGGACAAACACCUGCCACAUGUAACACACACAUUAAUACACACACACAAACAAACAUGGAGGAGAUAGUGAAUUUGGGUUGGAGAGGAAGAGUUUUACCCCUGGGUUGUUCUCACGGAGGGAGUGGUAAUGGAUUUUUUGGUUGACUGACGGACUGGACACAUUUCAAAGACAAAGAACUUGAUUUUUAUCGUUCAAGUGAAUGUAUCACAUGUUGAUUAAUAAAUCAAGCACACCCAAUUUUGAGAAAUAACUCA